Messenger RNA from Penicillium daleae, 1659 nucleotides. RefSeq lists its product as uncharacterized. Gene Ontology annotation, molecular function: transmembrane transporter activity. Gene Ontology annotation, biological process: transmembrane transport. NCBI's taxonomy places the organism in Eukaryota, Fungi, Ascomycota, Eurotiomycetes, Eurotiales, Aspergillaceae. The coding region runs from base 1 to 1659 and encodes 552 amino acids. The transcript is spliced from 3 exons. The record is from RefSeq and is a predicted model, not a curated record.
AUGAUUCAUCACGGUAACCAAGCAGCAAUGAGGAAGCUCUUGUCAUUCUGGAAAGACAAUUCAUCUCACUACGUGACAGGACUCGGUCAUUCUUCAAUCGAUUGUUGCAUAGUCACCCUUCCUCGCCACCAGACUACCAAAAAGCUGAAAUCCACUACUGGGACGGGCCAGACGAUCCAGAAAAUCCCGGAAACUAAUUACUGCAGAUUCAAUUGGAGCAAGACAUAUAAAUGGGUACUCACGAUAACGACGUGUUUUAUGUCAGUACAACGCCUCUCCCUCACCUGGUUAGCGAAUACUCAUUGCAUUCACAGGGCUGUCCUUGUUGCUAUACCGGCUGGAUCAUACAGCGGAGGACAGCUUCACGUGGCCAACCAGUUUCACGUUAAGAACAAGCCUUUUCCUAACUUGCAAUGGGCGACGAUGUCAUUCCAACUGGGAGCCGCGUUUAUACCUCCCAUCUUCGUCCCGCUGUCGGAAUCAUGGGGUCGCAUGCCUGGAUAUGGUGUUGGAUAUACUACCUACAUCAUUUGUCUUUUCCCAUCGGCCUUUGCCCGGAACUUUGCCACUUUGGUGGUAACCCGGUGCUUUGGCGGCGGUGCAGCUGCAUCUACCAUCAACAUAAUUGGAGGUUCUAUCAGUGAUUUCUGGCGUGGUAGUGUGGCUCGGAGUCGCCCGAUGUCACUUUAUGUGUUUUCCAAUGUGGUUGGCGUUGCCAUUGGACCCUUUGUCGGUGGAAGUUUGCAGAGAAUUCAUAUUGGCACUUCCUGGAGGUGGAUUUUCUACGUUCAAAUAAUCUGGGCAGUGGCCUUGAUUCCUUUCUUCUAUCUUAUCCUUUAUGAGACACGGGGGGACGUGAUCUUAGGGAAACGUGCUAAAAGACUUCGUCAACAAACGGGUCGACCAAUAUAUACCAAGUCCGAGCUCGAAAUGCCUAGCGCAUGGGAACGACUCAAAGUCUCUACAACACGCCCUACCCGAAUGCUUGUCACCGAACCCGUUGUUACCUUCUUUACACUCUGGCUCAGUUUCGCUUGGGGGAUUUUAUUCCUCUUCUUCAAUAGCGUGUACCUCACGUUCCAUGAGAACUACAAAUGGGGGGUUUUCAACGUUGGCCUCGAUGAGCUAUCCAUUCUAGUCGGCGCCUUUAUCGGUGUUGUAUUCAAUCCUAUACAGGAUGCUAUGUAUCGACAAUCAGCCAAAAAAAACACCCAGACGGAUACCCCUGGCAAGCCCAUCCCCGAAUCCCGACUCUAUACUUCCAUUCCCGGCAGUCUUCUCUUCGCCAGUGGCUUGUUCUGGUACGGCUGGGGUAGUGUCGGCCAUGGCUCAGUCCAUUGGAUUGUGCCAACACUGGGCAUUGGGUGCACUGGAGCCGGGAUAUUCUCUAUACUGAUGGCGGGUAUCAAUUUCUUGACUGAUGCGUACGAGAGAUAUGCUGCGUCGGCGCUCUCGGCUACCUCGCUUGGCCGGAACAUCAUGAGCGGCCUUCUUCCUCUCUCAUCCACGGCCCUUUUUACGCAUUUAGGGUUUGGCUGGGCUGGAACUUUAUUGGGAUUUAUCGGCGUUGCUCUGUCUGUCGUACCGGUGGUACUUGUGCUCAAGGGACCUGAAAUUCGACAGCGGAGUCCAGUCAUGCGCGAGUCUACGUUUGACUGA